CUGCGACCAAGUUCUUAUGGGCAUCGGCGGGAACAGCAGCAGCAGGAGCCCUGGCACACCACACUUGGCCGAGGCGCGGCACUGCGAUCUAGAAACGCCGAGACAGGAGGCAGCCGCCGCCGCCACUGACAGGAUGAUCUGGAAUCUUGUUUUACCCUUGUUUCUUGUGUCCACUUUGGUUCAAGUGUCGGAUACUAGGAAAAACCGUCCACCAGGAGCCAUUCCUUCACCUUACAAAGACAGCAGAAGCAACAACUCAGAGCGGCAGCAGCAUCUAAGCAAAGAGGUACUGGCCUCAAGCCAGGAGGCCCUGGUUGUCACAGAGAGGAAAUACCUCAAAAGUGACUGGUGCAAAACACAGCCACUGAGGCAAACCGUGAGUGAGGAGGGCUGUAUAAGUCGCACUAUCAUCAACCGAUUUUGCUACGGCCAGUGUAACUCAUUCUAUAUCCCCCGGCAUGUGAAAAAAGAGGAGGAAUCAUUCCAGUCCUGUGCUUUUUGCAAGCCUCAGAAGGUUACCUCUUUCACGGUGGAGCUAGAUUGUCCUGAAUUAGACCCCCCUUUCCGACUUAAGAAAAUCCAUAAAGUCAAGCAGUGUCGGUGUAUGUCUGUGAACCUCAGCAGUGGGGGCAAACAGCAGAAAUGAGGGCUGGUAGCUGACAUUGCCAAAGUUGUUAUGGCCUCACAUUUUAAAUGGGCAAGUGGGUUGAUUAUUUUUCUUCUGCCGUGAGUUGUUUCUUGAGCUAUAUAGCCUUUUGCACCUUUGUCUACUGGAAAUAAAGGCUACUGUGGGCUGGUCAAAGGACUCAAUUUUUAUUACCAAAGCAGCUGUUUUGUUUUGUUUUUUACUAUUGGGUUUAUGUCACUAAAGAUGAACCUAGCAACAGAUUUGGGAAUGACUAAUUAGGUGACGGGUGGUCGAAUCCAACACUUAACAUUUCCACUGUGUGGAAAAACUUUUGGCCUGCACUCCUUCACUCCAUCUUCACUGGAUGAAGAGGUGACCUGAUGAAAGCUUCAGAAUUUCUCAUCAGUUUUGGAACUUUUGGAAAGAAAAAAGUCUAUGGACUUCAUAAUCCAUGGAAAUAACCAACCAGCCACUUUCCCAUGAAGAUGCAGAAGAUGGAUUUAUACACAUUUUUCAGUUAGAUUGCCUCUAGCACACAUUAACAGUCACCGUCCAUUUGUAAUGCAGCUAUAGCAAACUGUUGUUAAAUACAGACAUAACCAUGUGUAUUUUGUGAUGUGCUGAAGUAUUUGAAGGGUUAAGAUAAAGCUUCUUAACCAUUGGACCAGAUCCUUUCUUGAAAGUGACAGGAUUUUGAAUAGUGUAUGUGUUUCUCUUAGCAGAUUUUCCCCUUCCACUAAUUUAAGCUUUUGUCUCACCCAAGGACUAUUGUACAUUUAUUCAACCUAUAUUGAAUCAGUACUUGUUGGAGGAAAACAAUAUUGUGUUUAACCUAUUAAAACACAGUGGCACAAAGCAAACAAUAA
Messenger RNA from Heteronotia binoei (common prickly gecko), 1494 nucleotides. RefSeq names its product gremlin 2, DAN family BMP antagonist (gene GREM2). The record is from RefSeq and is a predicted model, not a curated record. Bases 17 to 646 code for a protein of 209 amino acids. The transcript has 2 exons. Gene Ontology annotation, biological process: animal organ morphogenesis. NCBI's taxonomy places the organism in Eukaryota, Metazoa, Chordata, Lepidosauria, Squamata, Gekkonidae. Gene Ontology annotation, molecular function: receptor ligand activity; BMP binding.